Molecule: messenger RNA, 3290 nt
Organism: Blepharisma stoltei
Lineage: Eukaryota; Ciliophora; Heterotrichea; Heterotrichida; Blepharismidae
Source: the annotation of a GenBank genome assembly
AUGGUAGGUGGGGUUUCUACCUAUGAUGCAAAUCCAUAUGCUCCGAAAUUUUUUAGAUAUAUAGUCCAAGACAGCUUUUUGUUCACCAUGAGCUAGCAUCUUUCUAUCCAGCUCGUGGAGUCGGUUUAAAGAAAAAAUUUUCAUACUCCACGAGUUAGCAAAUGGCAAUUAUAUGCUCACUUGCCAACUUAGUUUAGCAACUUUUGGCUCUAGGGCAAUUCUACUAUUUGAGGGAAGCUACUAGCUAAAAGCAGCUAAACACCAUUCUGGGACAUAACAUUGCUGAUCAAAAAUGGGAAAAUAAAACAAAUCCGACUAAUAUAUAUAAAUUCAGAAAUUACGCCCAAGCAAGAGUUAGCAAUAACAUCUUAUAUCUAUUUCCAGGAGAAAAUUCAGACCGAUCGGGAAAUGAAGUAAGUAUAUGAGCUGUAUCGCUUUUAGACCCGGAUUUUGCAUGGUAUGAAGUUCAAGUAGCAAACGAUGCAAAUAGCAUUUUAUCAAGAAAUUCCUAUGGUGUUACCAGAGUAGGAACCGAUCUUUACAUGUUCGGAGGAGAUAUGAAUGGAGAUGUAAGGAAUGAUUUUGUGAAAUUUAAUUAGGGUGAAUGCGUUUUUCUCUGGACUUUUUGCUAUUGCGCCAUUUCUUCAAGAUUGACCGAAAAUUUUUCCUCAUUGAGAAAUUUAACCGCUUUUUAUGAGUAUAUGUCCCGCGAGGAAAUACUUUUGAUCAAAACUCUCGAGAAGUAGAAAAAAUUCUAGAAUAAAAGGUAUGCAUCCAAAUUUGAUUUAACAUCAAAUCCAUUGAAUUUUGUAUAUUUUCCUUCUUUUCUUUCGCCAUCUCAAAGACAAUAUCAUUCCUUCACAUUAGUAGGCGGAUAUUUAUACUUGUUUGGAGGGGAUCAUGAAGGGACAAAAUUAAAUGACUUAUGAAGAUGGGAUAUAGCGAACGAGCAAUGGGAAGAAAUUACUCCUGGUGGAACAAUACCUGACCCUAGGUCUCAUCAUGCAUGUUCCUCAUAUGGAGAUGUGAUGGCAGUUUUUGGUGGGGUUGGCGAGUUUGGGUACUUGAAUGACGUUUUCCUGUAUAAUUCUUUGACAAAUGUAUGAUAUCAAAUCGAGUCAGCUUCUCAAAUAAUUCCAAGUAUCAGAUCUGGAGCAUGCUUGGAUAUAAAAGACUCUGAGAUUGCAAUAUAUGGAGGAAAAACGCGAUCUGGGCUUUCAGAUGAAUUAUGGAUUUUGGAUUUAGGUUCCCGGCUUUUCACCCUAGCAGAUACUAAUGACUCAAGUGGUCCAGGUCCUCUUUAUCUGUCUUCAUGCAGAUUUUCCACUGAUCAUCCUCAUAUAUUUUACGUAAUGAACGGAAUAACUACAACUGAAGUUCCAUCAAAUGGCUUUUACAGUUUUAAUUUUACCAAAUCUAAAUGAUCAAAAACAUACCACAGCUCUACAAAUUUAUUAUAUGAUAGAGCAGAUAUCAAGACCUUUAAAGUUAGAAGCAGGUAUAUCUACAUUGGUGGAGAUAUUUAUAAUACUCCAAGUUACUCUCUUACUUAUUUUAAUACAAGUUCAAAAGAAUUCGUAAAUUUCGCAGAACUUCCUGAAUAUAUCUACGCGGCUGGUCAAACUUAUUUUGGGAAUUCAUACUAUACUCACGGAGGAGGGAAAACAAUAGGAAAUAAUUUGAGGCGAACUAUUCCUACUGGAGUUACAUUAAAAAUAAAUCUACUUUCAACUUGCGAGGAUUCUUCCAAUUGUGGGUGGAAAUGCAGUCCUGGUUCGUAUUUAUCAAACAACUCAUGUGUUUCUUGUCCAGUCGGGACCUAUCAACCUUAUUUUGAAACUACAGAAUGUAAUAAGUGCCCACCUGGAACUUAUUAUUCAGGUACAGCUGCUGUAACAAUAAUUCAAUGCUACCCGUGCAGUGAAGGAACCUAUAAUUCAGACUAUGGAAUGGGAUAUUGCGUAAAUUGUCCGGCGAACACUUAUUGCCCUGCAGGAGGUACGAGCUAUGAAUAUAUUUUCCCUACGUUUUCUGACUCCUCAAUUCAGCCAAAUUUAUUUAAAGAAGGGGAUUCGAAAGCAAAAGAUCAUUCUUCAUAUGCAUCCAUAGCAUUAGGAAUUUUUGGAGCCAUUAUUAUAAUUGUCCUCAUAAUUGUCGCACGAAAUAAAGAAAUAUUAGUAAAAAUUGAUCUCUAUUCUGCAAAGCACAAUUACUUAUUAGACGUGCCAAUGGUCCUAACAAAAACAAAAAUUGGAGGAUUAUUCUCAAUUAUUUUUAUGAUUUUAGCAAUAAUUGUUAUUGCUUCCACUUUGAUUAAUUUCGCUGAAAACAACACUACCGAAACAAAAACAUUGGUGCCGCUAGUAGUUAUGGACGAAAAAGUUUCGGUUUACAAAACAGAUCUGAACGUCACAUUAACAAUCAUAAAUUAUGGAGGGCCUUGCACUGAGGAAAACAAAUGUGCCGACACGAUAGGCUUUACAUAUGAAUAUUUUUCAGGAGCAUGGGACGAUCCAAAAUGUAAACUCAACGGUAGAGACUGCGAAGUCUUUCUUUCAUGCAUUGACUGUGUUAUAGACCCAGGUGCUUAUUUACUUUAUGAAUUUACAAAUAGGUCAAGUUUUGCCUCAGGCUUUACUACUAAUGUGACUUCAAACAGCUCAGUUCCUGGCUCUGUCAGCAGCUUUCAAACAAGUUUGCUCCCUAUAAAUCAAAAAGUAUUCAGAGGUGAGCAAUAUUCUUCGAUGUUCUUUGAUCUAACUCCUUCAGUAAUUUUUAUUUAGUAUUACCAAGAUAUUGAUUCAGGGCUCGGUCUCACCGGAUACCAUAUUUCGAAAUCUACAGACUCUGAAAAAGGCUCUGAAUAUUUAACCAGCGAGUAAGAUUAAUUUAGGCUUGCGAUGUCAUAUAAUUUAUAUUUGAAAAUUUUAUUUAACAGAAAUUCCAAUUGCUUGAUUACUACAAGAAGUAGCAAGCAAACCGUUUUACUUUUAAUAAGCGGGCUUCUUGGAUCUAUUUUUGGGGUUAUGGGGGCAAUUGGAGGAGCAAUGGCUUUUACAGAAAGCCAAUUAAUUAAGAUGAAGGCACGUAUAGAUAGAAGAAGAUUUAGAGAAAAAAUACCUCGUGGUUCUGAUAUAAUAAAGAGAAGUUUCAACGCAAGCUCUCCUUUAACUAAUACACCAGAAGAUGACCCUGGUUCCAAUAAAGACAUUAAUGAUGAAUUAGAUGAUCUGGAUUUACGCAAUCUCAGGAAGCAAUCGCUUGCUUAUGGAAAAGGUUUCCAAAUAUAG